UCGAAUAUCAAUCAGUUGUUUUGGAGAAAAAAAUUCUGAAAAUUUAAUCAACACUUUGAACGAUUUUUUUUGUUUAAUUGUAAUUAAAUUGUAAUUUGUUUUGACAAUUAUGGUUAAACGAAAAUAUUUAGAUGAUGAUGGUGAUUUAACAAUCAAAAGAAUGUGUACAAAUCAGAAUUUAAUUCCCUUAAAAUCAGUCUCUACCUUAAGUUUAAUUCUUCGUGAAGGAGCAAAGAAACUAUGGUCACCAUCAUCAGUCAAUUGUUCGGAUUCUUUGGAGAACAAUAAAGAUGUUAAAUGUCGUAUUUGUAAAAAGAAAUUAAUUCUUAAACCUGAUUCUACAAUUAGAUGUAAUUUCUGUGAACACUCAAUAUGUGAUUCGUGUUUAAUUAAUUGUGGUCAAUGUAAAAAUCAGUUCUGCUCUUUUUGUGCUGUUAACGUUUAUUCACCGGUCGGAGAUUUGGGUCGAUGUCUUUCUUGCUUUUAAAGUUUUGAUUAACAAAUCAAAUUUAAUUUCGUAUCUCAUCAAACAGAUUCUCAUCAUCAUCUUAAUCAACUUAAACAAUCCUUCCAAGCUCCCAAUUGUUAGAAUUGUUGUGGAUUCUACUUCAAAAUAAGCAGAAAAAACAAACUUCAAUCAUCUAUUUCUCAUCGUAAUCAAUUGUCUAUUAUAUUUACAUGAAUGGAAAAUCAAUUAUCACAAAAGCCUGUUACUAAAAUGAUUCACUAAUCAAAUCAAUCACUUCACAAUCAAGUUAAUUUGUUGAAAUCAAGAUGACAACAUCAACACACAUUUAAAAACAAUUUUCUCUCAUCAAAGACUUUCCUUUGUUCCUCAACCCAAUUGAUUAUCUAGGAAAACCAAUACAAAACAAAUCCUCAUCCAUCCAACUAAAAAAAAUAGCCAACCAAUUAAAUUGUCAACUAGAUUACAAAUUGUAAAUCGAAACAAUUAAAAAAAUUAGAACGAAAAAA
Molecule: messenger RNA, 975 nt
Organism: Panonychus citri (citrus red mite)
Lineage: Eukaryota; Metazoa; Arthropoda; Arachnida; Trombidiformes; Tetranychidae
Exons: 2
Coding region: 110-487 (125 amino acids)
Biological process (GO): extrinsic apoptotic signaling pathway
Molecular function (GO): CD27 receptor binding
Source: RefSeq, a predicted model, not a curated record